CCACCGUCAAGGAACUCCAAUUAAACCUAACACAACAUACCCUAAUACCUCUCUCUCUCUCUCCCUCUCUCUCCCCACACACACGCAGACACACACGUACUGUAACUGGUGAAAUGGAUGAGGAGUUACAGAAACGAAACACAGAUUGCGUCUACUUCCUGGCCUCUCCUCUCACCUGCAAGAAGGGGAUGGAAUGCGAGUAUCGGCACAGUGAGAUGGCCAGGCUGAACCCAAGGGAUUGCUGGUACUGGAUGUCUGGGAGCUGUCUAAAUCCAACCUGUGCUUUUCGGCACCCUCCAUUGGAUGCAGGCACUGAGGCAUCCUCUGAUGCUGCCCCUCCACACAAUCAAUCUUCUGUAACCACGAGCAAGACAAAAGUUCCCUGUUACUUUUAUUUCAAUGGGUUUUGCAACAAGGGUGACCGGUGCUCUUUUCUGCAUGGACCUGAAGAUGGUGCACCUGCUUUGAUACCCUCAAAGACAGCUUCUGCAGUCACUGAUGCACUAAGCAUGGAUAAAAAGACAUCAGCAGCAGGUGAUGCAGGAUCUGCACCAUUAACAGCACGCCCUAAAGCAUAUGAAACUGUCCUGAAGGAAACAGCAGGCAUACAGGUUAAGGCUAAACAUGAUCUCCACCAGUUCAGUCCUCAUAAUUUGGCUGAGCAGAGUACUGCUCCACAUGUCUCAGCAUCUGCAUGUGAAGAAGCUGCAACGGUUAGGUUGGACACAUUACUUCCUGCAGAAGGCUUUGAGCAAAACAGAUCUCUUCAAUGUUCUGAUCAAAGUUCAGAGGAUCCAGUGGAUGGCCAUAUUGAGCGAGAGGAGUGGUUGGAGUCCCCCCCAGGUUUUGAUGUUCUUGUAGAUAAUGGGUCAGAGAACUUGGGUAAUGAAGAUGAUACAGAGUACUUGUUGGAUGGGGAAGGCAGAGAGCUGAAUGGCCAAUUUGUGGGUUAUGAUUAUGAAGAUCCUGAGUAUGACCCUGCAUGCCCAGAUGUGGGAAUUUUGUAUGAACAAGAGAUGCAUUCUUAUGAUCUUUUGGAUGAUGAGAACACUUAUGAUUAUGGGAGAAAAAGUCCUGUGCACUCAAGGGAGACAAUGUUGGAUCAUGUUUCACCACGGAAAAGGAAAUUCUUACCAAUGGAGCAGUCAUUUAAUGGCCGGAGUGGUAUGGAUCUUAGAGACCAUUUGAGGAAACGGAGGGUGAUAGAUGUACCUUCUGGGAACCAUUUCUCAAGAAGACCCCAUUCAUCUCGUCUGAUUGGUCGAAUCGGGGAUAGGCCCCGAUGGCAGGGUACUCAGCGGCCGCAUAGUAGAUUGGCAUCACGAGUGGAAAAUAAUAACACUGGAUCACACUUCGAGAAUGAAGCUCUAUCUAAUGGUGCCAACCAGCAAGGCAGAUCGAUACAUUCUCGCAUAAACAUGUCUGGGCAGCAUUUUAAGGAAAAGAGGCUAGGUAGACAGCAGUUUCUUUCAUCUGAAGUCCCAAGGAAGGCUGCUUCAAAGAAGCUGAGGUCUACUGAAGAUUCUACUUUGUUUACUGGGCCCAAGACCCUUGCCCAACUUAAGGAAGAGAAGAAAAAAACACAAGAAAAUGGAGAUUCCUUUGGGACAACAGGGCCAUCGGACUUUACAACAUCAGAAGAAUUCCAGGGUCCUAAACGGCUCAGCGAAAUCCUGAAGGACAAAAGCGGGUAGGGUUUUGGUACUGAAUGAUGGCUCAACAGAAAGUGAUCUUAUAUGCACGUGAGCAGACUCAUGAUCAUUAAGUCGAAGUGAAAACAACUUUGCCGAAGACGAUGACGACAAAAGGUAUAAGAAGAAGUUGUCUUGUGUUGUAUUAUGGUGUUUGAAGUCUUGUAUGCUGGCAUCUUGGAGGAAAUUGUUGUUUUUUCGUUUCACUAGACAGAAAUGAGGGCCUUGAGAAGAAGCUCACCAGCAUUCUGGACUCUUCGGAGACUUUCCUUGGACCAUUGUCUUUAAUAUUCUGAUUACCAUUGUAAGCCUAACCUUCCUUGAUCAGGAUAUUGUUUGUUUCCUGCAUAAACAGAUUUGUUAUGAACUUCAUAACUUCACUCUGGUAAUUGAGUUGGCUAUGAAAUUUUACAUUGCCGAUGGUGCAUUUGAAUUGAAAAGCUACUGCUUGACCGCUAUUGAUGACCAUGUUUCUCUGUUUCUGAAAACUCGAGAUUUUAAUACGAAUUCUUACCCAGAAUUUUCCAGUAUGGGUUCGGU
Ilex paraguariensis (yerba mate) is the source of this 2231-nucleotide messenger RNA. NCBI's taxonomy places the organism in Eukaryota, Viridiplantae, Streptophyta, Magnoliopsida, Aquifoliales, Aquifoliaceae. The record is from the annotation of a GenBank genome assembly.